This is a messenger RNA of Bradysia coprophila, 1159 nucleotides long. Its product is annotated as mitochondrial ribonuclease P protein 1 homolog. Gene Ontology annotation, molecular function: tRNA binding. The record is from RefSeq and is a predicted model, not a curated record. Gene Ontology annotation, biological process: mitochondrial tRNA 5'-end processing; positive regulation of mitochondrial translation. Gene Ontology annotation, cellular component: mitochondrion; nucleus; nucleoplasm. NCBI's taxonomy places the organism in Eukaryota, Metazoa, Arthropoda, Insecta, Diptera, Sciaridae.
AUGGUAAACAAACAUUGUUUUUGCGGUAUCUACUCCUUACAUCCUCAAUCGUCCAUAUUGAAUAGAGCGACAUAUGUAUUACCAAGAAAGUUUGAUUCAUUUAGACUAAGUUCAUCGUCGGUUGAGCAAGAAAAUGAAGGCAAUUCGCUCGUCGACGAAGAUCGACAGAUCGAAACAGUUAAAACGGAAAUUGCCUCAAUACGCCAAAGGGGCGGUAGAGCACCCGACAUCAAUUUGAUUCAAAAACAUCACUGGAACGAUCUACUUUCGUUGAAAACUACUGCGUCUAGACGAAGUUACUAUUGGUACUUAUUCUCCAGGGAACAGACUAUAAAGAACGGCAAGCUGAAACGACAAAAGCAGAAAAAUGAACGUGAACAACAAGUGAGGCUAAAUCCACCACAAGACGGACAAGACAAACUUUAUUCAGAGGGGCAACCGACUUUUUUGUUACCAGUUGGACGAAGAACAAUAAACAAGAUGCGCAACUAUAGACUGUGGCGUGCCGCGCAACUUGGUGAAAAGCUAAUUUUUGAUUGUUCCUACGACGAAUACAUGACCCGUCAUGAAGCCAAAAGUGCUGCAAAUCAGCUUGCCUGGUCGUUUACCGAUAAUAGAAGUGACACCGAACCAUUUGAUCUGCACUUUUGUAACGUUAAUUUCAGCAGCGUAACCAUACAGCAACUGGAACGGAACAUUCCAACAAUGCAAAACGAAAAAUUCCCGAUGCAUUUACACGAGACCAGCUAUGUGGAUUUGUUUCCCAAGGAGCAAUUAGUGUACCUAACACCACACUGUGAUAAUGAUCUUACCGAAUACGAUCCGGACAUGAUUUACAUAAUCGGCGCGAUGGUGGAUAAGGGUGGUCAGGGACCGUUGUCUUUAGAGAAGGCCAAGGCAUUAGAUUUGAAAAUGGCUCGAUUGCCGUUGGAUCAGUACUUGAACUGGGAAAAGGGUACCAGUAAAUAUUUGACAUUGGACCAAAUGGUCAGAAUUAUGUUGGACUUGAAGAGAACGGGAAAAUGGGAAGUCGCAUUGCGGCAUGCACCGAAGAGGAAAGUGUCUUCUGCAAAGAACUAGCAUUUUGGACUGUGAUUCAAAUUCGAUGGAACGUAAUGUUUUAGUUUAAUAAAAGACAAACUGUGUGCAGUGAAGCUUA